Molecule: messenger RNA, 4193 nt
Organism: Cydia fagiglandana
Lineage: Eukaryota; Metazoa; Arthropoda; Insecta; Lepidoptera; Tortricidae
Exons: 1
Coding region: 155-1423 (422 amino acids)
Molecular function (GO): protein binding
Source: RefSeq, a predicted model, not a curated record
UGUCCUUUGAUCGAUAUUUUCUUCCUUCAUUACAUCUGUUCCAGUGUUGACAAACAAUGCAAAAAUGGCUUAAAAUCCCACAAAACCCUAAAAAAAUGUAUGUAUAAACGAUCCUAAACCAGUGUUCAACCCCGCCAAUUCACAAAUCAGCAAAAUGACGUACGACAUCGAAUGCUACAUAGGCAACUUGCCUACCGAAGUGUUGCUGUUCAUUUUCUCGUUGUUAAGUGCGCAGGACCUUACGGCAUGCCGCCGAGUAUGCUCAAGGUGGAAGAUGAUAGUCGACGGGAUGUCCAGAAGCGACCAUUUAUGGCGAUCGCACUGCAGACGGGACUUCAGGAACAUCUAUAAGAUAGCCCGAAUCAAAGCGCGACCUGGUGUCUUAUGGUUCCAUAUUUACCGCUCGCUAUCUCUUUGGUCGAAGCUCUCGCAGGCCAGAGAGCAGCGAGAUGAGUUUGCAGCAGCUUCCGGUAUUAGUGAGGAAAUACAAAAUUUCAAAAUACUUCGGGACGGUAUCAUUGGUGUUCACAAAAAAGGAGCCAUAGAGUAUUAUGAUAUUGAUACGUUGGAGAAAUCGAAACGCUCAAGCAUCACUGGUGAUUAUUUAAGAUAUACAGAGAACGAUGAUUAUAUUAUCAUACUUAGCUACCAUCUGCACUUGUUUAUUAUCAGGAAAGCAAUUCAGAAUCCUAAAUACGAAACAAAUGUAACAUUUGACAAUGUUAAGUCCUUUAUAUUGGCUAAAAAUAAGGUAUACUAUGUCACAUUAGAAGACCAGAUAUUUGUAUGCCUUUUAGAGGAUGGUGGUCUCACGGAGCAGUUUAUAACCAACUCAUCGGAUGGAGUCAUGUGCCUAGGUUUUACAGAUAUGCUUCAUGUGUUAACGUUCCAACGUAACAUUUAUACUGUAGUUAACGAUAAUGACCUCCAUUUCACCUGUAGUAUUGAUUCCGACUCGAAUCUGCUGCAUCAGCUCAGGGAAUAUAACUUUCUAGAACGGAUGGAUUGGCGAGUCUAUAUCCAAUGGAUGUAUGUUCUGAACCACACUAUACCUGAAGGUCCGUUGCGUGACAUAGUAGUCGUCCGGGUAUAUGGUGAUGUCGCAUUUGUCGGUUCCAACUGGGGUGUGCUACGUAUCUACUAUGCACCAUACACUGGUGACGGAGAAUUUGAUUUGUUUAACUCGGAGCCAGUGAAACAGUAUAACUUCAUGGAGAGAUACGACUGCCCAGUGUUGUCAAUGUGUCCGAUCAUACAGAUUGACGUUAUGGAAGGAGAGGCUGGACAUACAGUGAUUGUAGCGAUGCCGAAGAAGAUAGCAGUGCUAGAGUUUACACACAGUUUCAAACGAACUGCCUCAGUGGCUAUGCUGCCAUACAGUGAUACACAGAAGGUAAAAGUGUUAAAGAUUGAAGAUCAUUAAGAAUUCACUAAAUUUUAGCUUAAAUUAUGCCUCAGUACCAUUGAAAACCAACUGGUUAUGCCUAAAAUGGAUUGGGUAAAAAAAGUCUAGAAAUUACUAAUUUUACAUAGCUGAGAUGUGAAACUUUUACACAUCUUCUUUCUUUGAGACACCAUGUACAAUAUGUACCCUCCUAAGUCCCAGUCAUUUUUGCAGCUUUAAAUUUUAAAUCCUCUUAUUAUUUCUUUUUAGUUCAAAAUUUGAUUUGAUUUAAGUAUACAAUAGGGUAUAUUAUCUGAAUCCAUUGCUGAUUAUGCAAAAUGUAGAAUCAGAUUGCACUUGUACAGUUAGAUUUUAUAAUAACAUGAAAUUAAAUACAAUCUACAUACAAUUUCAUCUAUCAAUAUUAUAAAAUUAAAUCUAAAAUAAUCUGCACUGGAUUGUACCUGGCUCAAACUGUUGAACUGCAAUCAGGGAAUGCAAAUCGGUUAUUUUUUGUAUGGAAAUAACCGCGGUUUCGGUUAAUAACCUUAUUUGCAUUCCUUAACUGCAAUGGAUACCUACUGAACCAGAACCAGACACGACCCAGAGCGAGAAAUGAUGAAAUGUAUUCAACAUUAAUAAAAAGUUCUUAGUCUUGUAAGUUGUAUCAACUUAAAAUAAACAGGGAAAAAAUAAUGUGGGUUCAAUUUAAAAUUGAAGAGAACCGUUACAUCUUGGCACCAGUGUCAAAAUUGGUACAAAGUAAACAAUAAAAUAAUAUUUACAGUACAUAAUAUGGUCUAUUUUCCCCCACUAGUGCGUAAAAUAGCACUUUUCGUGCGUAUGUCAAAAGUUUAAAGUUCCAUAAUAUGUACUGUAACACGUUGUAUGAUAUACGUGCGAAUAGUUAACUCGCAACUCGUGUCGAUUUAAAAUUUCCGCGCUUGUAUCGUAAAUAACUAUUUUGAAUGUUUGAAUAUUGUAACGUUUUAUAAUAAAUGUAAUGUGUGUAAAACCCUUAAUUCCUAAUUGAAGAAGAGGUAUUCGUACCUAAUGCCAUUGUGAAGAUACUGACUUAGUUAGUAAAGUAACUGUAAAACAUGUAUUAUGCUAAAGGUCAUUCCAGACGGGGACAAAAUUUCGCCAAUCUGAUUGAAUUGUCCGAUCAAAUCAGGCCGGACGCAAACGCCAAUUUGGCGCGCCGAAUUCGACCGCUGAUUAUGACCGAUAUUACCGAUAAAAUGGGGUGCGGACGCAAGAACACCUAAUUUGUGACUCUAGUACCUAUUCGCGUUUGGGGGAGUUUUUAUUAAUCUUAAAUUGGUGAAAGUGGCCAAAUUGGCGUUUGCGUCCGCAGCAUCUGAUUUGAUCGGUCAAUUUAAUCAAUAUGACGAAAAGUUGUCCCCCUCUGGAACAGAAAGCACAUUCAAAAUACUUAUAUUUAUUUUUAAUAUUGGGCUCUAUAGAUGCUUGCGAUUUAUCAACAUAACAAGUGAGAUGGAACUUGGCAGUAUACUUAGUCUUGAGUUUUCUUUUCAAUGCGGUAGCCGCUGUGAUCAAAGCGAUUAUAGAAUCUGAACACAAAUUGUAACGUCUAUAGAGCCCUUAUAUUAUUAUAAUUUAUAAAAACAAAUAUUAAAAAAAGACACCAGUUAUAAUAUUUAGUUGUGUGAGAUAUGAUAAUUUAUCAUAGAUAUUUUAUUUUUAAUUAUUAAGUUUACUUAAACAGUUGUGAAACCUAUGGGGGCUAAUUAAAAACUUACACAUUUGUAAAAUAUUGUACCUACAGUCAGUAUCAGAAGUUGCUAAGCGGGCGAGGUGUUCAAAAUUACCUUGACGCGCUCUUAUUCUCUUAACAAUAAAGUCGCGUCAAGAUCAUUUUGAACACCUGGCCCAUUUAGCUACUUCUGCUGCUGACAGUGCUUUAUGUAAUUUAUAUUGUAGCUCUUAAAGUAUUAAACUAAUAAAAUUUAGCUCCGGCUUACCCACAGAAGGUAGCCUUAAAUCUUUUUAUGAUCAGCAAUUCAAUGAUUAUAAUGAAACUUGAUUUUAUAAAACCACAGUAAGACUCCACUGUCCGUCUGUCUGUCACCAGGCUGUAUCUCAUGAACCGUGAUAGACAGUUGAUAUUUUCACAGAUGUGUUUCUGUUGCCGCUAUAACUACAAAUAUUAAAAGUACGGAACCCUCGGUGGGCGAGUCCGACUCUCACUCGUCCGGUUUUUUAACCCGAAGGCAGGCCAUUACUUUUCGGGGGCCCUUGGUGACAACUGCUUUAAGAAUUUUAAGAUGUAGGCUAUGGCUUAUUAAACAUAUAAUGUACUUUGUAAAAGUUUUUGCCAUGCAUAGGAAGUUUCCAUGUUGACACCGACUCGCCUUCUUUCAUGUUUUUUAAGUACCCAAUCUUCCGCACCCGCGGAUGUCAAAAAACCUGCACCAGCAACAUCCCUGGUAGGUAGCACGCGCCUUUUUACUUAACAAUAUACAAAGGAUUAGCCGUGCUGCCGGCCUAGCCAAGGUUACAAUCGCUAUCGCUUCGACAACGAAAAGCAUUAUGUCUCUCUAUCACUCUUCCGUAUUAGUGUGACAGUGACAGUUUCGUUUCGAUCGUUACGGAGCGUAAGCGAUUGGCAUCUUGGCUACGCGGCCUGGGCCAGUUACGACUUACGAGUCGAUUUACUUCCCAAGUCCACACUGGGCAAUUGUACCCCACUGCGUGUCAACAACUUGCUAAUUUGAUUAGUUCGCCUAGUUUUGUGAUAAUCUAGUGUAAUUAUUUUGGUUUAAAAAUAAACGGGUCUGUAAAAAAA